AAUGAAGUUAAUAGACUACUACAGCAUUGCUAAAAAUAAGCCUCCUGACUUCCACUUUCUCACAUUAUAUUUUCAGGAAGUUUGAAACUUGUUCUUAUUUGGUGAAACAGCCACCAAGCUGGGAGUAAUAAACAUGACACGUCUGUCUGAAUUCUUCAUUUCUCUGUGAAGUUUGAAACUUGUUCUUAUUUGGUGAAACAGCCACCAAGCUGGGAGUAAUAAACAUGACACGUCUGUCUGAAUUCUUCAUUUCUCUGUGUGCAGCCGUUGUCUCUGCACAAUUAUUGAAAAGGCCAGAUAUUCGAGUGAAAUUCCAUAACGCAGCUUCUGCCUUAAUAAAUGUGAGCAUUGAGUGUCGAUGGAAGGAGUACCGCUAUACGUUUUGCACAUUCGACAGAAAUGAAAACACAGUCGCUUAUUUAUCGAAUUCCUACUCUUCUCCAUCUGGUAUUCUGUAUGCCAUUUCUAAUGUUACAAAGAAACAUGAAGGAUUUUACAGUUGUGAAUGUUCUGUACCAAAUCGUACCAUUACUGAAACAAGUUUUCGAGUACCUUUAAUCCUUUCUGAAAAACUGGAAGAGCCAGAAAUAAAAAUGGAAGAAAAUGGGACUAUCGUUGCAUGUGCCAGUAAAAACAACAGAUAUAAAUACAGAUUAUGUAUUCUGUAUCAAAAUGGUCAGCAAAUACAAGACAGCGGUGGAAAAUAUAAUGAAAAUCAUGCUGGGAGAAUUGUAUUUUCCAUCUCUGAUGUUCCAAAUGGGAAUUACUUCAACUGCUUGUGUUACACAGCUGAACCAUCAGGGUGGACCAAAAUCAGCUCUUCCGUCAUUAAAGGAGAAAAGCGAGGUGCUCUUCGUGUCGAAACUAUCAUCAAGAUAUGUAUCUGUGCCAUAGAAAUCCCACUGAUGAUUAUUUUUGUUGUGGACUCAAUAUGUAGCAAGAGAAAAAAAUGAAGCAACUGAAAAGGAUUCAGACAGAAUAAACAGUCCAGCAAUAAUGGUGUUUCUAACUCAAUGGAUUUACUUCCUCAUAAUUUGUGAUCCUUGUGUUAACUUGAUAUGCUUAACAGUGAACGGUUAUACAUGGACUGUAAAACUUAAACAUUUUUUUUUUGCAUAAGUGAUUCAUUCAUAUUCCUCCCUGUAAAGUUUAUGAAUUGUGUUGCAGCUGCAACUAUAUAAGGCAUUGCUCUGCUAUUGUACAGCAGUGUUCUCCUGAAAAAUAGUGGAAGACAUGUCUUUACCAUUGCAUGUCUGCUUAAAAUUAAGCAAAAAAUUAAAGAGGGCCUUAUGCAUGACAUAACACAUGCCAAGCAUUACUAAUGAGAAAAUAAAGUCUUGAAUUAUA
This is a messenger RNA of Protopterus annectens (West African lungfish), 1347 nucleotides long. RefSeq lists its product as uncharacterized. The record is from RefSeq and is a predicted model, not a curated record. Lineage: Eukaryota; Metazoa; Chordata; Ceratodontiformes; Protopteridae. The transcript has 6 exons. The coding region runs from base 225 to 953 and encodes 242 amino acids.